Molecule: messenger RNA, 3815 nt
Organism: Prunus avium (sweet cherry)
Lineage: Eukaryota; Viridiplantae; Streptophyta; Magnoliopsida; Rosales; Rosaceae
Product: transcription factor GTE10
Molecular function (GO): protein binding
Source: RefSeq, a predicted model, not a curated record
UCCAAGGCUUAAGAUCUCUCUCUUUCUCUCUCCUCCUCUCUCCCUCUCUUUUCUCUCUCUCUCUAUUCGACGAAGGGCUCUAGGGUUUGAGGCGCGUUUCAACGGCUCUGCAACGAGAUCCAGGUUUUGAAUUGGGUUCCUGCGAAGCAGUUCUAGGGUUUUGUUUUACCAAGCGCAUUCUAUUGGUCGUCCCGCCCAUUCAUUUUAGCUUCGCCUUUGGCCUAUCCAUCGCGAUCUAGGGUUUUCAACCUGGGGGUUUAUAUAGAGAGAGACCCAGUUUAGGUUUUGCUCGUGUAAGUCUUUAAAUUAUUCUUUCUUCCUUGCAUUUUUCUGAGCUCUCUAUUUCUUAAAGGAGCUUUUUAUUUGAAAAGGGGGUUAUUGAGAGAUUGAGCAAUUGGAAUUACUUUCUUUUGGUUUAGUGGUUGAAUACGAGUGUUUGAAGAUUACCAUUGCUUAGAUUGAGUUGGGGAAUCUAUCAAUUCUUUGGUGCUUAACCUAGUCCCUCUUUUAGAUCAUUAUCAGAAAUUUUUGUUCUUUUGCAUAUUGGCAACUGCGGCUUUUGAAUUUGAGCAUUGAUUGGACAUCAAAUAAACUGAAAUUUUGACCUUUGACGUAUUCCUUGAACUCGAACGUUUGGCGGGAAGUAAACAGGAAGAAGGAUCAUAUCAACAAUUGAUUAAUGUUGGAAAGUUUGGGGUUUUAGGUUUUGUGAACUUGGAAGGCUUAUAUUGUCGUAAAUUUGGACAUUGUCGGUGUCAUUGGAAUUAAGGUUGAGGGACUAAAUCUAAUUGCUACAGCUGAUAUGUGCAGUAAUUGGGAGUUUAUCUUAUGGCACCAACUGUUCCAAUAGACUUCACUGGACAGAAAGAAUCAAGGAAGUGUUUGCUUUCACAGAUGAUGGGAAAGUCACGUAAGUACUCUAAAGGGCAUUUGUCUGGUUUUGUUCCAGAUUACCGGCAUGCUGUCGAGACCAUGGCUGAAUCAGAGGGGUUUGGAAGCUCAGGACGGGUUGACACAGAAAUGACAGCUUCAGAGGAUUCAUUUGCGCCCAAAAGGAAAUGCAUUAGUCUGAAUGUGGAUGGUUAUGAUGGUUUUGGGGUGCCUAUGCAAGUGUUGCCGUUGUCACGGAUGUCACGGUCUGAAAGGAAGGAUUUGGAAUCGAGGCUGAAAUUGGAGCUCGAGCAGGUGCGGAUCCUUCAGAAGAAAAUUUCUACCAUAAGUUCAAAUGUUGCUGUAUUAUCGCCAUCCAGUGAUAUUCGGAGUUGCAGUGAUGGCAAAAAGAGGCCCCCACUUGAUAGUUAUAAGAAGACAUUGGAAUUUUCUGCGCCACAAGGUAAGAAAAGGGCUCCUCCUGGCCGCAAUGGUGCCCGCACAAAAAAAAGCAUGUCUGGGCCUGUCGAGCCAACGAAGUCAGUGGCCCCAGCAACCACUUCAAAUUCUAUGUUGUUGAAACAAUGCGAGCAGUUGCUAGGCCGCUUGAUGUUACAUCAGUUUGGUUGGGUUUUCAACACUCCCGUUGAUGUGGUGAAGUUGAACAUACCAGAUUAUUUUACAGUCAUUAAGCAUCCAAUGGAUUUGGGCACUGUGAAGAGCAAGCUAGCAUCAGGCAUGUACUCAUGUCCAUUAGGUUUUGCUGCUGAUGUGCGGCUUACUUUCUCAAAUGCUUUGACUUACAACCCACCUGGAAAUGAUUUUCACUUUAUGGCCGAGACGAUUAGUAAAUAUUUUGAACAGAGAUGGAAAGGCAUAGAGAAGAAGCUUCCAGUUACUACUGAUGUGCAGUCUUUGCCUUCAAGAGCGGCUCUUUGCGUGGAAACUGAGACUGCUGCACCUAUGCCACCCUCAAAAAAGAAGAAAAGUACACCAAAUGAUACCAGUGUCAAGCCUGAAGCUCUGAAACGCAUGUUGACUGAUGAGGAGAAGGCUAAACUGACCAUGGAGUUGGAGGCUUUGAUGGACGCAGAAGUGCCUCUGAAUAUUGUUAAUUUCCUACAAGAGCAUAGUCAUAGUGAAGGGCAAACCGAUGAUAAUGAGAUCGAGGUUGACCUUGAAGCUUUUAGUGAUGAUACCUUGUUUGCUUUACGGAAGCUUUUGGAUGACCAUCUGCUGGAGAAACAGAAAAGGCAGGCGAAAGCUGAACCUUGUGAAAUGGAGAUUCUUAAUGAGUCAGGAUUUAGCAACUCAUCAAUGCAACCAUGUAAAGGCAAUGACCCAGGUGAUGAGGAAGUGGAUAUUGUUGGUGGGAACGAUGCUCCUAUUUCAAGUUUUCCUCCAGUGGAGAUAGAGAAAGAUCCAGCUCAAAGAAACAGUAAAUGCAGUAGCUCAAGUAGCUCCAGUAGUGAAUCAGGCUCUUCAUCCAGUGAUUCUGACUCUGGCAGUUCUUCUGAAAGUGAAUCAGAUGAUGCUAAAGUUCCAGCUUCAUUUGGUGGAGGAAAGGAAAAUGUGGGUACUGGAGCAAAUUCAGACCAAAAGAGAGAUGAUAUUGGGGAUUCAGAAAUUGGCAAUGAUUCAAUAAAUGGGGUGGCCCCACUGGAUCAGGACUCCGGGUCUAAACCAAUUUCUGUUGAGGAGGGUGAACAUAGAGAGGGGGAGAGUGCUCCAUCUGAGAGGCAAGUCUCCCCCGAUAAGCUCUACCGUGCAGCUUUAUUGCGGAAUAGAUUUGCUGACACAAUACUAAAAGCCCGAGAAAAGGCACUAGAAAAGGGUGAAAAGCUGGAUCCCGAAAAAUUGCGAAUUGAAAGAGAGGAACUUGAAAAGCGGCAAAAACAAGAGAAAGCACGUUUACAAGCUGAGGCCAAAGCUGCAGAAGAGGCUCGAAAGAAGGCUGAAGCAGAAGCUGCAGCCGAAGCUAAAAGGCAGAGGGAACUAGAGAGAGAAGCUGCACGUCAGGCAUUGCAAAUGAUGGAAAAGACUGUUGAAAUUGAGAAUAGUCAGUUUAUGGAAGAUCUAGAGAUGUUUAGGGCUGUUGAUGAUGAACAUGUGCCAAAUUUCAUGGAGGAGACUAGCCCAGAGCAUUCUCAGAAUGAGCUUGCCAGGCUGGGUAGUUUCAAGCUACAGGGAAGUAGUAAUCCCUUAGAGCAACUUGGUUUGUUCAUGAAGGCGGAUGAUGAUAUAGAGGAAGAAGAAAUCGAACAUCCCCAGAGUGCUCCAGAACCAGAACCCAAACCUGAACCAGAACUCAAACCUAAACCCAAACCCAAACCAGAAGCAGCAAAUGAUGCCAUUGAAGCAAAUGAUGCCGUUGAAGCAAAUGACUUUGAAGAAGGAGAGAUUGAUUGAUGAGAUUUUUUGUUCAUGUUCUUGUACCGACUGAGAAGCAAAGAUGGAAAAUGAUGGUCCUGAGGUAUUUGGGCAGUGACUUGGGAUACUUUUAUAGGCUUUGUGGACCAUAAUAUUAUCUCUUUCCUGUUUGAGGUUUAGGUUUAGCUGUCCCUGAAAAGAGGGAAGAAGAAGAAGUAGCUAGAGAAGAGUUAUGGAUUGGGUUUUGGGUUUUGGGCUUGUGUUCGUUGAAAUGGUUUUUUGAAUUUCAUCUUGGGAAAUGGAGUGGGACAUUUGGGGAGGUAAACCCCAUUCAAAUCAAUUUUGCCCAUGGUGGAUGAUGUGCUGUGGGUUUUUGAUGAAAGAAAGAAAAAUCCAAUUUUUGUCUGUAAAAAGCGUUAAUUUUAGGUGGUAGAAAAGGUCGGCUUUUAGAAUUGUAAAAUAUCAGUCCUCAGACUAUUAUGGCAUUCUACCCAUUUUUCCUGGGAAAAAAAGAUGUCUCCUAUUGGAGUUUUAGGAAUAAUGACAGAUUGGAUAUUAGAAAAACAGUUGGAACA